UGGUCUUACAAAUUAGUAUUCAAACUAUAGAAGAUUAAUAAUAAAGGGUCAAAGAAGAAUUUAAGUGACAUAGAAAAAUUUUAAUUGCUUACGAGAAUGGAGCCACGCCUUGUGGCAAUAUUUUUUGUGGCUUUUUUAUUUCCAACCUUUGUUCAAUCCUUGGUGCGUCAUUAUAAUUUUAAUGUGGUACUGAAGAAUUCAACAAAGCUUUGCUCAACAAAAUCAUUUGUGACUGUCAAUGGAAAAUUCCCAGGGCCAACUAUCUAUGCAAGGGAAGAUGACAAUGUAAUAGUAAGGGUCACUAACCAUGUUAAACACAAUGUUACAAUCCACUGGCAUGGAAUCAAACAGCUUAGGACAUGCUGGUCUGAUGGGCCAGCAUAUAUCACACAAUGCCCUAUUCAAACAGGACAAAGCUUUGUUUACAACUUUACAAUCACAGGACAAAGAGGCACACUUCUUUGGCAUGCUCAUAUCACUUGGCUUAGAGCCACAAUGCAUGGUGCCAUUGUCAUUUUGCCUAAAAGAGAUAUUCCUUAUCCAUUUCCUAAACCUGAUAAAGAAAAGAUCAUCAUUCUAGGUGAAUGGUGGAAAUCAGAUGUUGAAGCUGUGGUUAAUCAGGCUACAAAUUCUGGUCUGCCACCAAAUAUUUCAGAUGCUCAUACCAUCAAUGGUCACCCCGGAUCGGUUCCCGGUUGCAUGUCUCAAGGUUACACUCUACAUGUAGAACGCGGAAAGACCUAUCUUCUACGCAUUAUAAACGCCGCAUUAAACGACGAACUAUUCUUCAAAAUUGCAGGACACAAACUAACAGUUGUUGAAGCAGAUGCAUCUUACAUUAAACCUUUUGAGACAGACACAAUAUUUCUAAGUCCAGGACAAACCACAAAUGUUCUUUUAACAACAAACCAAAGUGUUGGCAAAUACUUAAUAGCAACAACUCCUUUCAUGGAUGCACCAAUUGGUUUUGACAAUGUUACUUCAAUUGCUACACUUCACUACAAAGGAACACAACCUGAUACUAAAACAAUUUUAACAAACAUUCCUCCACUGAAUGCAACAACAUUAACAAAAACAUUCACUGAUUCUCUUAAAAGCCUUAAUUCAAAACAAUAUCCUACAAAAGUUCCAUUAAAAAUUGACCAAUCUCUUUUAUUUGCUAUAACUGUUGGCAUUGAUCCAUGUGAUACAUGUACUAGUGGAAACAAGCUUGUUUCUGCUAUUAAUAAUGUCACAUUUUUAAUGCCUACUAUAUCACUUCUUCAAGCACAUUACUAUAACAUAAAAGGUGUUUUCACUGAUGAUUUUCCUGCGAAUCCACCGUUGGUUUUCGAUUAUACCGGGGCUGAUCAACCGGAUAAUCUUCAUACCGAAAACGGUACAAGAGUUUAUAGAUUGAAUUUUAAUUCAAGUGUUGAGAUUGUUCUACAAGGCACUGCAAUGAUAGCACCAGAAAAUCACCCAUUUCAUUUGCAUGGUUAUAAUUUCUUUGUUGUUGGACAAGGUUUAGGGAAUUUUGAUCAUGAUAAGGAUCCAUUAAGGUUUAAUCUUGUUGACCCAGUUGAAAGAAACACAUUGUCUGUGCCAAAUGCUGGAUGGAUUGCUAUCAGAUUCAGAGCAGACAACCCAGGUGUUUGGUUCCUACAUUGCCAUUUAGAAGUACACACCACAUGGGGGCUAAAGAUGGCAUUCAUAGUAGACAAUGGGAGAGGACCCAAUGAGUCUAAACUUCCACCACCAAAUGACCUUCCAAUGUGCUAGAGUCUGUUGCAGAAAGAAUGAUAAUUUGGAAACAACAAAGAGAGUGUAAAGUAUAUUAGUAGAGAGGUGAUUUCAGGGCAUCAUGGAGAGAGACAUCAAAUUCUUUGUGGACAUUUUGGAUUUGUAGCUGAAAUGAAUACAAAAUUUGCUGAUAUAGCAAUUCAAACAAUUUGAUUCCUCCUUUGUAUUUCAAGUUUAGGAUAAAAUGUAAAUGUGUGUAAACUCAUUUUGAUUUGAAGAUUAUAAUAAAAUAAAACGCGCCAGGUAGGGGUCGAACCUACGACCUUCUGCUUAGGAAACAGACGCUCUAUCCACUGAGCUACAGGCGCUCAAUUGAUAGUUUAACCCCUCAUUACGUAAUUCAUAUAUCUUUAUUUUCA
This is a messenger RNA of Cicer arietinum (chickpea), 2141 nucleotides long. Its product is annotated as laccase-4-like. Gene Ontology annotation, biological process: lignin catabolic process. Lineage: Eukaryota; Viridiplantae; Streptophyta; Magnoliopsida; Fabales; Fabaceae. Gene Ontology annotation, cellular component: apoplast. Gene Ontology annotation, molecular function: hydroquinone:oxygen oxidoreductase activity; copper ion binding. The record is from RefSeq and is a predicted model, not a curated record.